AUGGAAUCUGGUAUUGUCCAAUUCGUCGUCGGCAAAGACCGAAAGCGGUUCUCAAUUCAUGCGGCGUUAACCAGCUCCUUCCAAAGCGAGAUUCUUCAGCCUCCCACGGUCGGGGAACUCGAUGAAAUAAUCUUUGGCCGUUGCUUUGAGUUCGUAUACUCUGGCAGCUACUCCAUCCCUUCGCCAGUUUUUAAUCCCUUUAGUGGUCAACUCGGUAAUGGCACUCAAUCUCUGAAGGGGUCUGUGAAACUUUACGAUAAGCCGCCUUAUAAGCUUCCUAUCGCAACCCUUCGGACGGGGCUUCGACUAAUAGACUUAUAG
Penicillium hordei is the source of this 321-nucleotide messenger RNA. RefSeq lists its product as uncharacterized. Bases 1 to 321 code for a protein of 106 amino acids. The record is from RefSeq and is a predicted model, not a curated record. Lineage: Eukaryota; Fungi; Ascomycota; Eurotiomycetes; Eurotiales; Aspergillaceae. The transcript has a single exon.